Molecule: messenger RNA, 2388 nt
Organism: Charadrius vociferus (killdeer)
Lineage: Eukaryota; Metazoa; Chordata; Aves; Charadriiformes; Charadriidae
Product: low affinity vacuolar monovalent cation/H(+) antiporter-like
Exons: 20
Coding region: 1-2388 (795 amino acids)
Biological process (GO): intracellular calcium ion homeostasis; calcium ion transmembrane transport
Cellular component (GO): endomembrane system; membrane
Molecular function (GO): calcium:proton antiporter activity
Source: RefSeq, a predicted model, not a curated record
AUGUCGUCCCCCCCGUCCCCUCGCCCCCCGCCCUCCGCAUUCCCGUGCACCCCGGUACCGGUGGGGUCCUCCCUCCUGAGCAUCACCUGGGUACCACCCUGCGAGCUCUGCGUGUCCCCCGUGGGGUUUAGGGACCAGGGUGACAUCCCAGUGCAGCAGCACGAGGGUGUCCUGAGGAACCGCACCCACGUAGGAUGUGGCCCCAGUGCAACUCCAACUUCCCCCCACCCCCCUCCAGAUGUCCCCAAGGCCACCGAGCCCCGGGGUGACAGCGAUGGCCCCCGCCGGGGUUCCCUCUGCGACCGGCACUGCGCCGCCAUCAACAACGUGCACGGUGACUUGGGUGACCUGGGCUGUCACCUGCACCGUCCCCGCGUCCCCCCAGGUAGGUUGGCCAUGGGAUGGGCUGGGUAUGGGGCUUGGGGAGAGGGGUGGGGGUCCUACACCUCCUGUCACCCCCCCAUCUUGCCUGCAGCCAUGUCCCCCCCGCUGUGCUGCCAGCAGCACUCGGAAGAGGUCUGCGAGAGCUGCGUGGUGAAAACCACUCUGACGGCUGAAAAUGUUGUGGAGGCCAACAAGCUCUCCAACAAUUACAAGUUUGGAUUCAAGAAAUGGAAGAGCCAUGUGACAGCGCGGCCCUGGGAGGACCGAUCUGAGAUUGUCAAGGAGCUCUACUCUGACCUCAAUGUCAUCCGGGGCUCUGGGGGGUCCACAGUGACUUGUGGGAAUGUCCUCUACCUGCUGCUCUUUGGCUGGUGGCUCUCGUUCCUCUACGUCCUCGUGGCUGCCAUGAUGUUCAUCACUGUUGUGGGGACUCCUUAUGGGCGGCUCUGCUGGGAUUUGGCUGGGUAUUUCCUCUGGCCCUUUGGUAAAGUGAUCCAGAAGGUGGAGGUCCCCAAACCCCGCCGGGCGCUGGCGUGGCUGUGCCUGGGCUACCCGGCGUUGGUGCUGGCCCAUGGACUAGUGUGCAUCACAGCGUGGCUCCUUGUCUUCCUCAUCCCUGUGGCCAAGCUGAGCGCCCGCACCACCACCCGUGUCCUGCUGCUGCCCCCGGAGCGGGUGCUCGUGCGGCGCCUGAAGAUGACGGAGGUGCCACUGGAGGGGGAGGUGAUCCUGUGCUGCUACCGUGCCGUCAACCCCUAUUACUACAAAUAUGCUGUGGAUGGCAUCAACGUCUUUGCUGUCAACUUGCUGCCAUUGGUGCUGGUGACCCUCGUGCUGGGCUACGUGGACAGCCACAACCGCCUGACCAGCUCCCCUGUCAAGUUCACGUUGGCCCUGCUCUCCAUCAUGCCUCUCUCCUACUACAUCGGGAUGGCCAUUGCCAGCAUCUCGGCCCAGAGCAACUUUGCGGUGGGAGCCGUGGUGAAUGCCACAUUUGGCUCCAUCACAGAACUCACCUUCUACAUCACAGCCCUCAUCAAGGGCUCACGUGAGGGCAACCGCUGCUACGCUGAGAUCGUCAAGUCGGCAUUGACGGGGACACUGGUGGGCUGUGUCCUCUUUGUCCCGGGUCUGUGCAUGGUGAUUGGGGGCAUCCGGCACCAGGAGCAACGGUUCAACAGCCGCUCGGCGGGUGUCAGCUCGGCUCUGCUCUUCCUUUCUGUGGGAGGUGUCUUUGCCCCGGCGCUCUUCUCCAAGGUGUAUGGGAAGCUGGUGUGUGGUGAGUGCCACAACGUCACCCAGAACCCACUGGGCCACUACCUCUGCCACAACUGUCACUUUGACCUGAUGGAGAACAACGGCACCCUCUACUACAGUCACGUCCAACCCCUGGUGUACACCGUGUCCCUCCUGCUCCCUGCUGCCUACCUCAUUGGCCUCUUCUUCACCCUGAAAACUCACUCGCACAUCUACGACAUCCACAUCAGCGACUGUCACAUGCCUGGCCACCACCACAGCGCUGUGGUCCACUGGUCUCGCUGGCGGGCCCUGGUCAUCCUCCUGCUCUCCACCCUCUGCAUGUCAGCCUGUGCUGACCUGGCCACGGAGCACAUCAGCCCCAUCCUCACCAACUCCACCAUCUCACAGUACUUCAUUGGUGUCACUGUGCUGGCAAUGGUGCCGGAGCUGCCAGAGAUUGUCAACGGCAUCCAGUUUGCCCUGCAGAACAACCUGAGCUUGAGCAUCGAGAUUGGGAACUGCAUCGCUGUCCAGGUCUGCAUGCUCCAGAUCCCCAUCCUGGUGCUCUUCACUAUCUUCUAUCCGACCAACUUCACGCUUGUCUUCAGUGACCUCCAUGUCUAUGCCAGCAUGUUCAGCGUGGUGCUCAUGAACUACAUCUUCAUGGAUGGCAAAUGUGACUACUUCCAAGGCACGGUGCUGGUGAUGGUCUACUUCAUCCUCCUGGCUGUGUAUUUCUUCGCCCCAUCGCCCAGUGGUUGCUGA